AGUGUGCAGAGCCACAAACUCAAAGGAGAGGACUGAAGGGGAAACAUUUAAGUUAGCUUACAGGAUCAACUUAUUUUCUUCCAUCAGCAAUGGGAUCAAGUGAGUCUAAAGCUACUCCCGCACGUUCUGAGGAGCCAUGGAGGGUGGUGUCACCAACUCCUUCACCUCCUCCACCACUCUUACAGCAGCCAUGGAGGGAGGUGUCAAAGAAGUACAAGGAAAAUCUUGAGUUUGUGAAAUCUUACCAGCCUGAAAACGAACAAGUCAAACAACUCAGGAUUCUCCUUUAUGGACCAAUUGGUGCUGGAAAGUCGAGCUUCAUCAACUCUGUCGACAGCGUUUUAAAAGGCAGACCUGCUGGUCGAGCUCAGACAGAUGCAAUCUCUGGGAAAAGCUUCACCAGACAGUACAAGACCUUCAAAUUUCGCAAAGGUCCAGGGGCCAAAUACUCUUUUGUUUUCAAUGACAUCAUGGGCCUUGAGCAAGGAUCUGACACUGGAGUCUGUGAAGGAGACCUCAAACUGGCCCUGAGAGGACACGUGUCAGAAGGUUACAAGUUUGACCCUGACCAAGAACUGAAGGAGGGUGAUUAUGGCUACAACUCCUAUCCCACUUUGGAAGACAAAGUUCACGUUCUGGUGGGUGUUGUUGCUGCGGACGCAAUGUCUAGGUUAAGUGCUGAGAUGGUGAAGAAGAUAAGAGAUGUCAGACUGGCAGCCAGUGCACUGAAUAUUCCCCAAAUGGUUAUUAUCACCAAAGUUGAUAACGCCUGUCCCGAGGUUAAAAAGGAGACAUGCGAUAUCUAUAGGAGCAAGUACCUGAAGGAAAAGGUUGAACAAUUCCACCAGCUGCUGGGCAUUCCAGAGAACUGCAUCUUUCUUCUGAAGAACUACAGUCAUGAAACUGAGUCAAAUGACCAAGUGAACGCUGCGAUAGUGUGCGCACUCAAACAGAUGCUUCACUAUGGAGACGACUACCUCAACGACCUGGAAACAUGAAUACUCCUGAGGCAAAAACACAGUAUGCGAUUUGUAGGGGAAUGAGGAAAUAUUCAGACAAUGUUUACUGUCUUUGGCAAGCAGGCAAGCUUGAAUCAUGAAAUAUGGAAUAAAAAUGCAUACAAAUUAGGUCCUAAAGUCUUUAUAUAAUUUCUGUCAUUGAGACUUUGCACAAUAGCAGGACAAUGCUCUGUCAUUACGUCGUUAGCUUGAUGUGACGUCAUCACGUGAUCUGGUCAACAACUCAGCUGUUGUGUAGUGCCUUCAUUUGCCGCCCGAAAGAAGUGAUUCAAAAGCUCUCGUCUUUAUUGUUGACUCCCAGUGUUUAAUACAUCACCUGAGACCAACACAUUAAUUCUACAUUCCUUGCCUGGUAUGUGCUUAAUUUAGUUUAUCUUAAAAAAACACAUAAAAAUCAGACAAACAAAUGAUUUUGCUUAAGAGACGAACAAACAAAUAUUAUAUAUCAUGGAUAAUAUUAUCAUCUCUAUUCUGCUCGUUACCUCUCUGGGAACUCUUUGUAUUCUUUUUCAGCUUGACCAAUAUUGUGAUGUACUGUUAUUUGAUGUUCUUGCAAUUUAAGUUGAUUAAUUAUAUUGUUAUGUAGGGUUUGUACCAUGUAUCAUUGAGUUCCUGAUGGUGGGAAGUAAUGACGUACAAAUAUAAAAAAUAUACUCUGUGCAAAAAAAACUAACUUUAAUGUUCAGUGUGGUACAUCGGUGAAGCUAAGAAGACGCAGCUUUACAGAUAUCCCUUCCUCUACUUAGUUUUCAAUCAGUGUGGCAAUCAUGCUCUAAAUAUGUUAAUGUACUGUCCUUAAUAAAUUUCUUCUUCCGGGACUCUCUCA
Molecule: messenger RNA, 1845 nt
Organism: Platichthys flesus (European flounder)
Lineage: Eukaryota; Metazoa; Chordata; Actinopteri; Pleuronectiformes; Pleuronectidae
Product: interferon-induced protein 44-like
Exons: 7
Coding region: 90-998 (302 amino acids)
Source: RefSeq, a predicted model, not a curated record